Lytechinus pictus (painted urchin) is the source of this 3546-nucleotide messenger RNA. Its product is annotated as inactive phospholipase C-like protein 2. The record is from RefSeq and is a predicted model, not a curated record. The coding region runs from base 96 to 2480 and encodes 794 amino acids. The transcript is spliced from 21 exons. Gene Ontology annotation, biological process: release of sequestered calcium ion into cytosol; phosphatidylinositol-mediated signaling; lipid metabolic process. Gene Ontology annotation, molecular function: phosphatidylinositol-4,5-bisphosphate phospholipase C activity. NCBI's taxonomy places the organism in Eukaryota, Metazoa, Echinodermata, Echinoidea, Temnopleuroida, Toxopneustidae.
AACUCUCCCUGUAUUGACUCUAGACAUUAGUUUCUUGAUGUGGAUGUUGAAAUCAAAGUUGACAAUUUUUUGUCAUUUUUUUUCUUGUUCAGGAAAUGACACAACCUAGGAUGUACCAGGAGCCAGAGGAAGCCAGACCUACAUUAUCAAGCAGCGAAUUCUUAGAAUUAUUCAAAGAGAUGUCAACAAGACCUGAAAUCUAUUUCCUACUUGUCAGGUACUCGAGUAGUGAAUUUAUGACAUUGGACGAUCUCAUGAUAUUCUUAGAAGCAGAACAAGGGAUGACUGGCGUAACGAAGGAAAAAUGUCUGUCACUCAUACAACGCUAUGAAGUCUCUGAGGAGGGUCGUCAAAAGGGAUACCUCGGCAUUGACGGUUUUACAAGCUAUCUAUUAUCAUCAGAAUGUGAUAUUUUUGACAAUCUUCAACGGAGAGUUUGUCAGGACAUGACCCAAUCGUUAUCUCACUACUUCAUUGCUGCUUCUCAUAAUACGUAUCUAACUGAGGACCAAUUGAAAGGACCAUCAAGUGUAGCAGCGUAUGUGUCAGCAUUACAGAAAGGAUGCAGAUGGGUGGAAUUGGAUGUAUGGGAUGGAGGCAAUGAUGAACCUAUAAUCUAUCACGGCCAUACACUCACAUCUAAAAUACUCUUCAAAUCAGCUAUAGAAGCGAUUAAUCAACAUGCGUUCGAAACAUCAGAGUAUCCAGUGAUUGUAUCGAUUGAGAACCAUUGCAGCAUUGAUCAACAGAGAGUAAUGGCCCAUUAUAUCAAGUCUGUGUUUGGUGACAAGCUUCAUAGUGAGACGAUAGAUGAGGAUCUUUCAUACCUUCCUUCACCUCAUCAACUGAGAGGCAAGAUUCUUAUCAAGGGUAAGAAGCUAGCUGAUGAUGUAGAAGGAGAUGAAGGGGAAGUCACUGAUGAAGAUGAAGGAUCGGAUACAGAUAGAGGAAAGAAGAUAAAGAAGGAUGGAUUGAAGAAGAGGCCAUUAAUAAGAGAGUUAUCAGACCUGGUUACACUAUGCAAAUCAAUUCGCUUUCCAGGGUUCAACGAAGCAAGACAGAAUCAGAGGUACUGGGAGUUAUGUUCAUUCGUGGAGAACACAGCAGAGAAGUUUGCCAACAUGUGUCCUGAGGACUUUGUGAGUCACAACAAGAGUUUCCUAUCCAGGGUGUAUCCUAACGCAAACAGGGUAGAUUCAACCAACCUCAACCCGCAGGAUAUGUGGAAUGUUGGAUGUCAAAUAGUGGCUCUAAAUUACCAGACGCCAGGAUUAAUGAUUGAUCUCUACGAUGGAAAGUUUCAGAUGAACGGCAGCUGUGGAUAUGUAUUGAAACCAGCUAUCAUGAGAGAAGAGAUUGCUUAUUUCCGACCGAACUCAUUUGACUUGAUUCCGGGAGUAUCGCCUCAGAUUCUUCACAUCAAGAUCAUCAGUGGCCAACAGUUCCCUAAACCAAGAGGAUCAGGAUCUAAAGGAGAUGUGAUAGAUCCAUACAUCUCCGUAGAGAUCUUUGGCAUACCAGCCGACUGCAGAGAGGAACGCACCAAGACAGUACCUCAUAAUGGUUACAACCCAAUCUUUGACGAGAGCUUUGAGUUUUCUGUCAAUCUUCCAGAGUUAGCCUUGGUGCGCUUCGUGGUCCUGGAUGAUGACUUCAUCGGUGACGAGUUCAUUGGUCAAUAUACCAUACCAUUUGAAUGCUUACAACCAGGAUAUCGUCAUAUAACCCUACUAUCAAACACCGGAGAACCAUUGAAACCUGCAUCUCUCUUUGUUCAUGUAGCAGUAACAAACAAGAGAGGAGGAGGGAAACCAACAAAGAGGGGGAUGUCUGUGAAGAAAUCAAAGAAAUCUAGAGAGUAUACAAGGAUGAAGCCCAUUGGAGUCAAGCUUGUCGAUGAUGCAUUCAAGACUGCUUUGCAACCGUUGCGAGAAGCCAUAGAUUUACGUGAGAACAUACAGUGUACGAUGUUGAGUUUCAAAGAGUCUUGCGGCUUGGCAACAAUGGCCAAUCUCAAGCAGUGUGUAAGAUCAUUGUUUAAUAGAUUAGCAAAGACCACGGAACAAGUUUCUAUCAUGGUGGAGGUGGAUGGGGACACAACGCUACUCAGACUCGAGGGAAACGCUCCUAACGUACUACGGAAAGCAAUAAUGGCUUACACUACACUUGUAGAGGAAUGCAAGAAGUUAACGGAGCAGGCAGAAGGGAUCUCUGUUAGGAUAGAUGAAGCUCACACGGCUGGAAUGCAAUACCAUGAUAAUCUGACUGAGCUGCUAACUAAAGAAGGAAUCAAAGGACGCAAGCUUACUCGGUCUACCGAGAACUUUGCUUGGAACAUCCGCGUGUUGAAAGGUCAAAAGGAGGUCAUCUUGGGUGCUAAAGAUGAAUGCCAGGAAUGGAUGAAACAGGUGUAUGAGACAGCAACUUCACUAAAGCAGUCACACGUCGGUGAUAUACAAGAAGAAGAUGAAAGUAGAUGAUCAGGUCCUACCCAUAGAGGGCGGUCUCUGUGUCCGUGUUCAUCACUAUAUAACCUAUGACCCUAGAAAUGAUGUAAUUGUGGAAUAGGGAAAGCCCCCAUUAUGAAUGUUGUAAAACUUCAUGUGUCCAAUGGGUGAUUUCAAGUUCAGUGUUGACCUUUUGGUGUUGGUGCUGGCGUUAGGUCAAUAUUUAUAAGAAUAUAACACCAAACAUAAAAUGAAGAUGGUCCUGAAAAGUCGCUCACUCGGUAGUGAGUUCUCAAUAGUGUGAAGUGGAUUAUGCUUAUAAACUCAGAAUUAGGUUUGGAGCUAGGAAACGCAAUCUAAAUUGUGCUUCCAACACCGGACUUGAAAUCACCCAAUGUAGAUUGGAUGGCAUUGACCUCUGAAUUGUAAUACAUUGUAACACCUUAGAAUAAAUGCAGUAGUCAGUCAGUUGGUAAAUCGCCACUUGGUCUACGUCCAGUUCGUCUGCCGCAUGUAUGGUCUCAUCCCACAUGGUCUAAUCCCAGUCCAUCUACAGCUAGUUCUUGAAAAGUCAGUGUUAUGUCAAACAGUAACCAAUAAAAGUCAAUGAGCAAAACUUGAUCUAACACCGAUGAGUCUGUGAACUUUUCCUGAUGAACCAAAUUUUCCUUUGACAAAGUGAAAAAUAAGAAUUUAAUGAAAUUGAAAUUAGACCGUCUGGGCAUUAAACUAAAUUAGACUAAAUGGUUAUUAGACCAAGUGUAAUGUAGACUAAACAGAAAUUAGACUUAAUUGACAGUAGACCAAAUAGGUUAAGACUAUCUGAUCAGUAGACCAACUGCAUGUCGAACAAGUAAUGCAUGUAUAAACCAGUCGAGUGUACAUUCUAACAAACACUACAUUUUUUAAUGUAUGGUGUACAGUUUAUCAUCAUGCAACAUGGAUAAAUGACAGAAAUUUCUUUAUCUCAACAAACCAAACUAUUUUAUUCCUUUUAUACCAUCUACAUGUAUUUUGUUAUUUUGUUAGUUUUAUUAGUAUAUUUUUGUUUGUGCAAUACAUUUUUAGACUUUGCCAAAUAUAUAUGUACUGCACCUUU